GGAUUACGCCAAGUCUUUUUGAACAAUUUGUUGGCGCCCCACAUGAAGCUGUUGAUGAAUAUACGUUCACACAGGUUUUAGGUUCUAAUGAAGCUAAACGACAACUUCAUAAACAUUGGUCGACAUGGGUCACUGAAAAGGAUAUA
Molecule: messenger RNA, 146 nt
Organism: Racocetra fulgida
Lineage: Eukaryota; Fungi; Glomeromycota; Glomeromycetes; Diversisporales; Gigasporaceae
Source: the annotation of a GenBank genome assembly